Molecule: messenger RNA, 1352 nt
Organism: Haliaeetus leucocephalus (bald eagle)
Lineage: Eukaryota; Metazoa; Chordata; Aves; Accipitriformes; Accipitridae
Gene: RNFT1
Product: ring finger protein, transmembrane 1
Exons: 8
Coding region: 9-1175 (388 amino acids)
Biological process (GO): positive regulation of ERAD pathway
Cellular component (GO): endoplasmic reticulum
Molecular function (GO): ubiquitin protein ligase activity
Source: RefSeq, a predicted model, not a curated record
CUCCCACCAUGCAACCAAACUGCAGUCAUCUCCACAACAUCCAAGGGAGUGGUGAUGACUCUUCAUCUCAGAGCGCCCACGCAGUGAGGUUGUCAGGAGAGAGCUCAUGCCAUCUUAGCGGAGAUGUUCGCAUACAGCUAAACUCUGCUGUGGGAGAAGCCAGAGAAAAUGCAAGUUCCCGGCAUUCAAGGCCGGGUUCCCAAAGUCGCUCACACGGACAUGCCCACAGCGAAGCAGGGGGGCUCGAUGACGCCACUCCAGACUCAGAGGAACACAGCGGCAGCUCCCUCUCAGAGCUCAGAUACCUCCUCCAGUGGCUGCACAAAAGUCUGCCGUAUAUCUUGAUUCUGUGUGUCAAAUUGAUCAUGCAGCAUAUAAUUGGCAUUUCUCUUGGAAUUGGGCUGCUAACAACUUAUAUGUAUGCAAACAAAAGCAUAGUAAAUCAGGUUUUUCUAAGAGAACGGUGCUCCAAGUUGCAAUGUGCUUGGUUACUAGUAUACCUAACUGGAUCAUCUCUCCUCUUGUAUUACACCUUUCAUUCUCAGUCACUGUAUUACAGCUUAAUCUUCUUAAACCCUACUGUGGAUUUUAUGAACUUCUGGGAGGUACUUUGGAUUGUGGGAGUCACAGACUUUAUUCUGAAAUUCCUCUUCAUGGGCUUCAAGUGCUUUAUUCUCUUGGUGCCUUCUUUUAUGAUGUCCUUUAAAUCCAAGGGCUACUGGUACAUGCUGUUAGAAGAACUCUGCCAGUAUUACCGUAUGUUUGUCCCCAUACCAGUUUGGUUCCGUUAUCUUAUUGGCUAUGGGGAGCUGGACAGUGUACUAGGAUGGACCCUUGGGAUAUUGCUGGGCCUUCUCUACCUCAUCCUAAAACUUUUGAGCUUUUUUGGACAAUUGAGAAACUUCAGGCAGGUCUUACGGAUAUUUUGUACACGACCACACUAUGGGGUGACGGCCAGCAAGAGACAGUGUUCUGAAUCGGAUGAUAUUUGUUCUAUCUGCCAAGCUGAAUUUCAGAAGCCUAUUCUGCUUAUCUGUCAGCACACAUUUUGUGAAGAAUGCAUCUCUUUAUGGUUUAAUAGAGAAAAAACGUGUCCACUCUGCAGAACUGUUAUUUCAGACCAUGUUAACAAGUGGAAGGAUGGAGCUACAUCUAUGCAUCUACAGAUUUUCUAAAGCAUGUCAAAUAACUUGUUUUACAGUUUGUUUGUUCAAGCUAAGUUUUUUCAGUUUACUGCAGAUUAAAUUGUAGGUGGCACAAGGAAUGAGUUUCCAAAUUCUAGAUAUCAUGCUUCUAUGAAAUGUUCCAGCAUUUAAAACAAUGCAGAAAAUGUUAACUUGACCUUCUUAAGU